CUGCUGUUGUCUGCUGCUUCUGCUGCUGUCUGCUGCUGCUGUUGUCUGCUGCUGCUGCUGCGGUCUGCUGCUGUUGCUGCUGUCGGUCUCUGCUGCUGCCGUUGUCUGCUUGUCUUGUUCUCUCGUCGCUACAGUUGUGAGUAUGAGGAAGCUGUGGUGUGCAGCAGUGUUGGUGGUGACGAUGGUGAGUGUGGUGAGGCCUCAGUGUAUCUCCAACAAUGACAAGCUGGUGGUGACCCCCCCACCUGACCUGGCCUACAUCACCCCCUUCAGCUUGGACCUCUUCAAGCAGCUCUAUCCACCCACCGCCACAGGAAACUUUUUCUUCUCGCCCUACAGCGUGUGGACCGCCCUGGUCCUGGCCUACUUUGGGUCUGCUGGCAGGACUCGUCAGCAGCUGCAGGACACCCUUCGUCUCAGAGACCCUUCAACCACUCUGGCUACCUACAGGGCCCUCGACCGUCUAACCGCAGAGAGACAGAGCAACACGAGUGACUAUGUGAUAGACUUGGCCAACAAAGUGUAUGUGAAGAGCGGCUUCCCUCUUCGGGACUGCAUCAGAGAUGUCCUUAAGAAAGAGGUGGAGAAUAUCGACUUCUCACAGGCGGCCAAAGCAGCUGCGACAAUCAACCAGUUCGUGAACAAAACAACGCGAGGCAAGAUCCCAACUGUGGUGACAGAGAGCGACGUGGCCACGACACUGAUGGCGCUGGUCAACACCGUCUACUUCAAAGGUUUCUGGUUGAAUCAAUUCAACCUAACCCAAACAACCAAGCAGAAGUUCUUCACCACCCCGAGCCAACACAGCCUUGUUGACAUGAUGACCCAACUUCGAAAAUUCAGAUUUGGU
Procambarus clarkii (red swamp crayfish) is the source of this 850-nucleotide messenger RNA. Lineage: Eukaryota; Metazoa; Arthropoda; Malacostraca; Decapoda; Cambaridae. The record is from RefSeq and is a predicted model, not a curated record.